Coprinopsis cinerea okayama7#130 is the source of this 546-nucleotide messenger RNA. RefSeq lists its product as hypothetical. Lineage: Eukaryota; Fungi; Basidiomycota; Agaricomycetes; Agaricales; Psathyrellaceae. The coding region runs from base 1 to 546 and encodes 181 amino acids. The record is from RefSeq and is a predicted model, not a curated record. The transcript has a single exon. Gene Ontology annotation, molecular function: ATP binding; nucleic acid binding.
AUGGAUAUGCAGGAAGAGGCCGUCGAUACGACGCACAUUGAAUUUGGACCGCAGCUACCAGAUAAGACGUCGAUUUCGUCGUUUACGACAGCGGAACAAGCUCAGGUCGCCUACGCAUUGGUUGUCCCGGAAGAACGCGCGGUAGCAUCCGGUUUUUGGUCGGAAUUCUCGCAUAAAUGGAUGCUUUGGGGCUUGAAGGUGUGUAUGCUCAUUUUUUUGGCUUCUGGAGGGUAUAUCGUGCCGCGGGAGUUCCAGAUGAAGGCAACGAUGGCUCUGUGCUCAGGAUUUGACGCGCUCAUCGACGUUGGGACUGGAUACGGCAAAACCUUCUGCAUGAUACUCCCAGCAUUGCUUUUCAAUGGCAUGAUCACUCUGGUCGUCUCUCCUUCGCUCCUGUCAUUCGUCUCAGAUCCAGACUCCACCCCAGCUUCAACUCGGGCUUCAACCCCUUCAGCAUCAAGUUCAGCAGCCCGGCCCCGUCUGUUACGUGUUGAAAUCGCGGGUGUCGCAGCAGAAAGAUGUCGUUCUAGAUAUCCUAAGACUUAA